ACCUACAUUCAAGAAGGUUUAUGUGGAACAUAUCGAUUUGUAUCCUGAUUUGAUCAAUAUAUAAGCUACACAAGCAUAAUUCACAUAUAUGGUAGUAUAGAAGCGACUACAUUUCCCAUCAGCCCCGCGGGACGCACCGAUUUUCCUUUUUCAGUGCCGUUUUCUUAGUUUGCAGCUGGAUCCGCUGGAUGAACGCGCGUCUGCGCAGCAGUAAAAGUCUUGAGGGGAAACUCGGUGAUUUGUAUUGAGAUUUCUUUAGUUAUUGGAUUGGAUUAUACGCGUUAUUUUUCAUUCAAGUCUCUAUUUUAAGUAUUUCGAUUUCUCCUUUUUCUAAUUUCUAUAUUGUUCUGUAGGUUUAAACUUCGGAUAAUUCGGAUAAAAAUAUUUUAAAACAUAUAUUUGGGGAGUUUUCUUCCCUUAAAACCUCGUAUUCGACCCCCAGUACAGAGUGUGUGGACUGAGGCAGUGUGAGCUCAGCAGCAUCAGACUGUGGAUUUAGUUGCACAGAAGAGCCUCCAGUGCCAACGCCUUUUCCCUGUCUCCGCUUCUGCUCCUCGGCUGGUGAACUUCAGCUCGCACCGACCCAAGGGCUCGUUUGACGGCAUCUCCCUUCAACUCAUGAGCUGCUGAAACCACAAUCCGACACUAAAGAAGUUGUUUGAGAGUGAAAAUGGGCUGCACGAUCAGCGCCGAGGACAAAGCUGCGGUGGAGAGGAGUAAAAUGAUUGAUAAAAACAUCAGAGAAGACAGAGAGAAAUCCUCCAGAGAAGUGAAGCUGCUCCUGCUCGGUGCUGGGGAGUCUGGGAAAAGCACAAUAGUAAAGCAGAUGAAAAUCAUCCAUGAAGAUGGAUACUCAGAAGAAGAGUGCAAGCAGUACAAAGUGGUCGUGUACAGCAACACCAUCCAGUCCAUCAUGGCCAUCAUCAGGGCCAUGGGUCGCUUAAAGAUAGAUUUUGGGGAUGCUCCACGGACGGAGGAUGCCCGCCAGCUGUUUGUCCUGGCGAGCUCGGCGGAGGAAGGAGUGUUGUCGGCAGAGCUGACCACUGUGAUUCAGAGGCUGUGGAGAGAUGCCGGAGUUCAGACGUGCUUCGAUCGAUCACGAGAGUAUCAGCUCAACGACUCUGCUGCAUACUACCUGAAUGACUUGGGCAGGAUCUGUCAGCUGAACUACGUCCCGACUCAGCAGGAUGUGCUGCGUACACGUGUGAAGACCACUGGCAUUGUGGAAACUCACUUCACCUUCAAAGAUCUCUACUUCAAGAUGUUUGAUGUCGGAGGUCAGCGCUCAGAGAGGAAAAAGUGGAUUCAUUGCUUUGAGGGAGUCACAUCUAUCAUUUUCUGCGUAGCGCUCAGUGACUACGACCUUGUCUUGGCUGAGGAUGAGGAGAUGAACCGGAUGCAUGAGAGCAUGAAGCUCUUCGACUCCAUCUGCAACAACAAGUGGUUCACGCUCACCUCCAUCAUCCUCUUCCUCAACAAGAAGGACUUGUUUGAAGAGAAGAUCAGCAGGAGUCCGCUCACUAUCUGCUACCCCGAAUACCCCGGUGGGCACGCAUAUGAAGAGACUUCAACUUAUAUCCAGUGCCAGUUUGAAGACUUAAACAAACGAAAGGACACCAAGGAGAUCUACACCCACUUCACUUGUGCCACAGACACCAAGAAUGUGCAGUUUGUGUUCGACGCCGUCACCGACGUCAUCAUCAAGAUCAACCUGAGGGAGAUCGGGCUCUACUAAAGCUUCAGGCCCUGCAGGUGUCAGGAGCAGAAUUGGGACCUCUGGUAUGUCUUGUCUGUGGAGGGCGAAUUGGAAAGUAGGUGUUACUAAGGACUGAGCUGGUGGCCGCGCUGUAUGCAGAACCUAAAUUCCACAAUUUGGGGACUUGAUACUACGAUUACUUAAUAGAUGUUACGAUGCAGCGCACACUUGGAGGAAGUGAAAGUGGGGAGGCUUGUGAAAUGAUCGCUGUGAGAUCUGUGGAGUCCUGUCAUAUUUAAGACCUUUGCAUCAGUCGGGGGCGGGCAGGUAAAGCCCCUCUGAUAUCUCUGACACAUUUAUAGUUUGUCAUAUGUACAAGGACCAAAACCGACUGCCUGUUUAUCAAAUCCAUCACUGCAUUUCACAGUUUCACAGCUGAUAUGUAAAUUCUGUUCACUUUUUCUCUGUUGCAUCUUCUCUUAGCUUAAGUCUGUGUCACAUCGCUUUUAUUGAAUUUUUGCAUCUGUUUUAUUUUAAUUUUUUAGUUGCAAUUAUAUAGUAUUUCCACUUUUGGAUGUGUGAAUGUAUUAACUUAUGUAUGGAGAAGUGUUUUGUGUGAGCAGUUGUAUAUAACGUAACCUUUUGGGUCUGGGAUUAGUUAGCAAGAGUGUAAUUAACAAAGCAGCACCACGGCUGUCUACAUAGUUAAAAAUGAGACAACAUUGUAUUGAACAAUAUUUUUAUACAUGAGACACAUCACUGCUAAUUAAUUUGUAAAGGGAAAUGUUGAGUUCCCUCUGGGUGUUUUUUUUGGGUUUUAAUAGGACUAAUAUUACUCAGUGGAGGUCAAUGUAGAAUAUCAUUUUUUUUUUCAAUAUCAUUUUAAAGUCCUAUGGAUCAGUGAAGCUAUAUGCAAGGAUCAUGUUUUGACAUAAUGCAACACAGCUGUAGCUUAGUCCAUUAUGCUACACACAGAAAACAUGACAGAAAACAGCAGCAGUGGUCGUGAAUACGAAGGUGAAUUCUCUGGGCAGAUAAUAUGGCCAGCAUCUUUUAACAUAAAAUAAAGUCCACAUCAGGGAAACAUCCACUUUGAGGUUUGCCUCUUGUCCCACCGGAGUUCUGCGAUCUGUUCUGUGGGCCGCCCAUCAAGUGCAACAGUUUGACCCGGGAUGUUAUGAUGGAGCCACACAGUCCUGCUGCUGGGUUAGCUCGAGGCUGGGUAGUGGAAUAACCUUAGGUCCUAGCUGGGUUAGUUUAGCUCCCCUCUCAGCGCUCUUCCCUCUCCUCCUGGGUGGGAGUUCAAACAUUAGAUAGACAUCACCUAUCCAGCUGCCCUGCGCUGUCCAGUUGGGUCGCUCGGAUGGCGUAUAUUCGACAGAACUUCACUCACCCGGAUCGCGGCCGGGUAGGCAGAGAAAAUGGUGAAUGCAUGAAGUCUGUUUUUUCUUCUUCACUAUAAAAAUGUGAUAUUGUUGUGGAGAUUCUGAAUCAAUGUAAUUAUCAGAUAAAUCCUUUCAGAGAUGGUUAAGAGGAGUGACAAGAGAUGACAUUUGUAAAAUAGUAUUUGUAAUACUACACAGAAGAGCUGAAUUGCAUGGAAGGGUUGCAGAGGUUUACAUCAUGUGUUGUUAUUGUCCCUAUUAAAUUAUCUUUCAUUAGUAUUACCAUUUCACAAUGUCAUUUCUUAUUACUACUCUUAACCAGCUCUGAAAUGAUUUAUCCAAUAAAUAAAAUGUAUAAAAGAAUCUCCACAAUAAUAUCACAUUUUAAUAGGGAAGAAGACGAGAAUAAGCGUCUAAGAACUAAUAAGAACUAGGUGAGUAAAGUUCUGUCUAACAGUGCGAGCGUCCCGCCUCUGGCGCAGCUGGACUGGACAGCGCAGGGCAGCUGGAUAAGUGGUGUCUAUCUUUGCCAGGCUUUUGAAUUGCUUGGCCUCCCAUACUCCCGUGCAGUCACUUCGACCUCGGUGGCAUUUGGUCCGGCAGAUCUGGCUCACUGGCUGGGUGGUCGGAAGAUGCCGUUAGGGGAGACGUCUCAAAUCCCACUGCAUAUAAUCCAAUCACCACACUUCCUUCUCCGAUGUUGUUAAGUGCAUCUCUGUCAUAUGCCAUAUAUAUAUAAACACAUUAAACAUAAAAAGUGGGAUAGUUUGAAAAAGCCAAAGGCUGUAUUUGUUAUCUUUGGCUGCAGCCAUCACAUAACACUGAGGAGGUCUGUUACUGUAGUGGAGCACAGUUUGAGUUACAUCAGUCACUUCCUGCACAGAGAAAUCCUGGUAGAAAACUUUCCUAAAGUUUAGCUUGCUGUACAUUGCUGCGGUUGUAUUGGUUCAUUUUAACAUCAUUAAAUGAUGGCACAAAGUUGUUUCCUCUUCUUCUACUUUAAAGACUACACCAUCCCCAAAAUCUUACCACAGGCAACACCGUUCAGAUGUUAUCCACAGUGAAGAUUUAUAAAGGCUAGUCUAACCUAAACCAUGCAGGGAAGGAGGUCAUGCAAAUUGGAAACACUAUUUUUAGACUUCAGACACAUCUGUAUGCUUCAGCUGAGGGCUCAGUUUGUUCCAGCUGCUGCACACACCACCGCUCACCAAUAUGUCCUCAUUGUCCUACCUUGUAUGUUGUCUCUGUAGUAUAACAGUCCAUCGCACUUUAUUAAUGACAUGAGUAUCGCAACAUAAAUUCAAACUUUAAUCAAUCUUCAAGUCAACAUGAGAGCAUAAAGGGACAGAUUCUUAAACCCAAUGAUAAUUUGGAGCCCAAAAUCCUCACUUUCUGAAUGUAGGUGAGACACAACAGGCAAAAAUAUUUCUUUCAUGCACUGAGUUUGGGCUAUUUAUUUCCAUAACAUGUCUUCUUUCAGACUAGUAAAAAGAAAACAAGCAAAAUACACAUUCACGUGUUUAUUUUACUGCACCAAAAGUUAGAUGAUGCCUCAUUUGCAUAUUUAAACAGUAAUAAUACAACAAAGUAUUGUCUUAAUGUAAGCAAUCAACUGGGAAAGUUUCAUGGUGUUUCUAUUCUAUAAAAUGUUUACCCUA
Messenger RNA from Cottoperca gobio, 4739 nucleotides. RefSeq names its product guanine nucleotide binding protein (G protein), alpha inhibiting activity polypeptide 3 (gene gnai3). Lineage: Eukaryota; Metazoa; Chordata; Actinopteri; Perciformes; Bovichtidae. Gene Ontology annotation, cellular component: cytoplasm; heterotrimeric G-protein complex. Bases 671 to 1735 code for a protein of 354 amino acids. Gene Ontology annotation, molecular function: GTPase activity; G protein-coupled receptor binding; GTP binding. The transcript has 9 exons. Gene Ontology annotation, biological process: G protein-coupled dopamine receptor signaling pathway; adenylate cyclase-modulating G protein-coupled receptor signaling pathway. The record is from RefSeq and is a predicted model, not a curated record.